AUGUCAGUGAAAAUUACCGAAGCAGAUCUGAAAGCUGCCCUGCCCGAUGUCACCACCACGAUGCGUUUUUCGGGACUCCACGUCCCCGUUGACGUGUAUCGGGACAAGUGGGGCAUCCCUCACAUCAAGGCUGAGAACGAAAACGACCUGUUUUUUGCACAAGGUUUUGUUACCGCGCAGGAACGACUGUGGCACAUGGAUUCUGAUCGGCAUCGUGCACUCGGCAGAUGGGCGGAGUUCGCUGGGAGUAGUGGUGUCCCUCAAGACCGGCUAUUGCGAGCGGCGGGAAUGGGUCGCACCGCGAAACUCGACUACGAACUCGCCAGUCCUGAAGCCAAGGUUAUGAUUGACGCCUACACCGCUGGUGUGAACGCCUACCUCGACACAGUCCAAACCCUGCCUAUUGAGUACACGAUCCUUGACCAAGCCCCCGAACGAUGGGAGAAUUGGCACUGUCUCGCCGUCUACAAGAUCCGCAAUACCCUUUUGGGAACGUUUGAACCGAAACUCUACCGGACGCGCUUGGUAAAGGCACUCGGUCCCGAAAGACUCGCUGAACUGAUGAAGGGAUACCCGAAUGGUCACCUGCUCACAGUACCGCCGGGCGAAGUUUACGAAGGUCCACCGCUUGAGGGGCUUGAUGAACUGAGCGCGGCGGCUGAGGCGGCAAAUUGGCUUGAUGAGGUAGAUGCGGGAUCAAAUGGCUGGUCGAUCUCCGGCGAGUUGACCGAAUCGGGACUGCCACUGGUGGGCGGCGACUCGCAUCGCGCCCUUGACACACCGAGCGUUUACUACCAAGUUCACCUAUCCUGUCCCGAAUUCACGGUGAUUGGUCACGCUGUACCGGGGAUGCCGGGCGCGCUCCAUUUCUGCCACAACGAAUAUGUGGCGUGGGGGAUGACCCAUGGUGGAGCGGAUACGCAGGACCUCUUCAUCGAACGUUUCCGUGAGGGGGCAAAUUGCCGUGAGUAUCUGUUCAAGGACGAAUGGCACCCCGCCGAGGUGCUUAACGAAACAAUCGAGGUGCGUGGUGCUGACGCAGUACCGCUUGAGGUGACAAUUACCCACCACGGUCCCGUUGUCGCGGGAACCCUGCGUCAGGAAUAG
Geodia barretti is the source of this 1107-nucleotide messenger RNA. Lineage: Eukaryota; Metazoa; Porifera; Demospongiae; Tetractinellida; Geodiidae. The record is from the annotation of a GenBank genome assembly.